Molecule: messenger RNA, 924 nt
Organism: Coffea eugenioides
Lineage: Eukaryota; Viridiplantae; Streptophyta; Magnoliopsida; Gentianales; Rubiaceae
Exons: 2
Coding region: 1-924 (307 amino acids)
Source: RefSeq, a predicted model, not a curated record
AUGAAGAAAGAUCCAAGCAUCAUGAAGGAAAACAUGAAAUGGACUCUAGCAAUGGAUGAAGUCUUCAUUCAGGCCCUUUUGGAUCAGCAUUACAAAGGAUUUCGCGUGGAUGGAACUUUUACACCAACUGCAUACAAUAAUAUUAUCAAUGAGUUGAAGGAGAAACUUGGAAUGGAAUUUACCAAAAGUCAUUUGAAGAAUCGACUGAAGACACUCAAGGAACACUUCAAAGAGUCCUAUGAUUUCUUUAGAAAUGGAAAAUUAAGUGGUUUUUCUUGGAACCCAUUCACAAAAACUUGGUGUGCUGAACCUGAAGUUUGGGAACAACUUCUACAGGAAAAACCUGAAGCUAUAAAGUGGAAGACUAAAGUUAUCAACCAUUAUGACAGUUUAGAAGAACUUUUUGCUAAAGAUAGAGCAACGGGACAAGGUGCUGAAACAGCAAAAGAGAAACGCAUGCGUUGGAUGAAUGAACCAAAUGGAGUGCAGUUUGAAAAUAUCAUUGAGAUUGAUAACAUGCUAUCUCAAAAUGAGAUCAGUCUAGAGACCUUCAAUAAUUCAAGUAAGGAGUUGGAUGCACAACGAUCAAAGGCAUGUAACAACAAACAAUCUCAAGGUACAACAGCAACACAAAGUAAGAAAAGAAAAGUCACAUGUGAUGAAGAAUUUGAAAGUUUGAAGGGUGCACUUCACAAUGUUGCUGAUGCACUAAGAGAAGGUAAUACUAUUCUUGAGAAAUCUAGGCCACGGGUAUAUUCAGAGAAAGAGAUUUAUGAUGAACUUGUUAAUAUUGGAGUUGAGAUAGACCUGAUUGAUGAUUAUUAUGUGUUCCUUUGUCAAAACACCGAGAAAGUAAGAAGCUUCUUUGGAUGCCCAUCGGAAAGGCGUAGGAAUAUUUUGAACAAAUUGAUGAAUGGAUUUUAG